UCAAAGGUCACAAGCAACCGUAUCCGAAUUCACGGACUGAUCACGGGACGCGUACUCGCCCAUUUGGAGCUGUUCCUUUGUGGUAGAUAGUACUGCGGAUUACAAUGGCGGCUGCUGAAGUUGAGCUUAACAAUGGGGCACGUAUGCCUUCUAUCGCUUUGGGGACUUGGCAAAUUAUGGAGGGAGAGGUCAGUAAGGCUAUCAGGCUUGCUCUGCAGUAUGGGUACAGACACAUUGACGGUGCGCAUUUUUACGGAAAUGAAGAAGAAAUUGGCGAGGCCUUGGCGGAAGUCUUCAGAGAAGGAAAGUUGAAAAGGGAAGAUGUCUUCGUCACGUCAAAACUCUGGAAUAACUGCCAUGCACCUGAAGAUGUGUUGCCAGCUUGCCAGGAGACUCUGAAAAAGCUACAGUUAGACUACCUGGACUUGUACUUGAUACAUAUGCCUUGGGCAUUCAAGAAAGAGGCAUUCAAGAAAGACACAUUUUUUCCCAGAUGCAUUGCAGAUGGUGUGAUUGGAUAUUCAGCAGAAGGCAUAGCAAAUACCUGGAAGGCCAUGGAACAACUUGUUGACAAGGGCCUCUGUAAAGCCAUUGGAAUCUCAAACUUCACCAUCAAGAAGACUCAAGCUCUUCUGGAAACUGCCAGGAUAGUGCCAGCUUGCAAUCAAGUGGAACUUCAUCCUUAUUUGCCACAAGAAGAGCUCAUAACUUUCUCCAAAAGUAAAGGGAUUGUUGUCACAGCUUAUUCUCCGUUAGGAUCUCCUACCAGACCAGAAAGCGUCUUUCCUGACAAGGCAACAGAGCCGAUCGUGUUGGAAAAUCCAGUGCUGAAGGAAAUUGCAGAGAAACAUAACACUAGCGCCGCUUUGGUCGCUCUAGCCUGGGGCAUCAAGCGUGGAACUCCAGUCCUGCCUAAAGCUGUCUCUGAAAAUCACAUCAAAGAGAAUCUUGAAGCACUUCAUGUAAAACUAGACNACAAAUAUUCAGUGGACAAAGGUUGA
Messenger RNA from Orbicella faveolata, 1001 nucleotides. RefSeq lists its product as uncharacterized. The record is from RefSeq and is a predicted model, not a curated record. Gene Ontology annotation, molecular function: oxidoreductase activity. NCBI's taxonomy places the organism in Eukaryota, Metazoa, Cnidaria, Anthozoa, Scleractinia, Merulinidae.